AAAGGUAAUUGAAAUCAACCCUAAGCUCUUUUUAUUUUCACUCUAAGGGUAGCCCCGAUUAUUGUUGACUUAAGUAUCGGACUGUCUACCCGGAGUUCCACCUCGGGGCUUUGCAGGUCAAUUCGGAGUGCAGACGCGGACUGAAGAAGGACUUCUGGUUUGGUGCGAUUACAUUUGGCGCCGUCUGUGGGAAACCGAACUGAAAGCUCUUUUUUUGCUCUCUCAUCAUGGUUAAUACUCGAUCAGUUCGAGCUAGAAACUCAUCUCAGCCUCUUGGACGAGGUCAGGUCCCCAGCAACCUUCCACCUCACCUCCCACCUCUGAUCCCAAAUAUGUUCCCUCCUGUUGAUCAUGCAGAAAGAGGAGAUGAAAAUCAACCACACAAUUCAACUCACAACUCAGCUUCCACGGCCAACCAAGACCUCUUAGUUCGGAGCAACCCUGGUGAUCCCCUCAUCAAUUUACUUAACCCUGCUCCACAACCCCCAGCUCCACAACAAAACCCUGAACCAGUUCAGCAUGCUCCUGCUCUUAGUGAAUCUCAAGGUCAAUCUCACAUAGCACCAGCUCAGCAACCCCUUCCUGAUGAUGUCACUCGACGUCUAGACAGCUUAGAAAAGCUAGUAGCUGAACAGCGAGGUGCCCCACCUCCACACCAUGCUGCUGACUCCAUACCCCACCCUUUGAACACCAACAUCACAUUAGAACCCUACCUUGCUAGCUUUAAGAUACCUCAGCUUGAGACUUAUGAUGGGACGAAGGAUCCCGAUGAUCACCUACAUGCUUUCCACUCUUGCAUGCAGGCUCAGAACGCCUUUGACCCGUUGAUGUGCAAAAUCUUUCCCUCUACUCUCCGAGAAAUGACAUCUGCUUUUGCCACAAAGUUUUCCAGUAGAAGGUUGAUCGGGAAAACUACUUCUGAACUGAUGCGAGUUAAACAGAGGGAUGGAGAAUCUUUGAAGAAUUAUAUGAGCAGAUUCAAUGAUGCAGUACUGGAAGUUAGCUUCUUCGACCAGGCUGUGGGAAUUGCAGCUGUGAUCUCAGGUCUUAACCAUGAGAGAUUCAGAGAUAGUCUGCUCAAGCAUCCUGCCACCACCUUUAGCGAGGUGAACGCUAGAUCUUUGACAUUCAUAACUGCUGAGGAGCAUGCCUUGUCGCAGAAGCCAACUCCCUCUAAAAACCAAAACCCAAACUGGAGAGAUGAAAAUCCGAGCAGGAAACGGAUGAGGAUAGCACAGAAUCGAGGUCCGAUGUCGACCUCCACACCGAGAUUCGGAAGGCCGAACUCAUCACCUCCACAACAGUCUGAAGGUAAACCUCCAGUUACUUGGACCCCAUUUAACUUGCCGAGGUCACAGAUCUUUAUGCAGAUUAAGAACAAUAUGGACUUAAGGCGUCCUGGUCCAAUGAGAACUGUUGCUGCUAGCCGAGAUCAUACUAGAUAUUGUGAUUUUCAUCAAGAUCACGAUUAUACAACAGAACAAUGCAACAAUCUGAGAGAACAGGGACCACAACCUCAAGGAACCCAUAAUUCACCGAACAGGCAAGGAGUGGGACAUCAACAAGCCCCACCUCCUCUUCCACCACCAGCGAGAAUUAUACACAUGAUUACAGGAGGAUUGGAAGCAGGGGGGAUGAGCUCCAAACAAAGAAAGUUACAUGUCAGAGAGGUCAAGCACCAGAACCGAGCUCAAAAAAGGAAAAUUGAUGAUGCUGACUGGAAAGAUCAACCAAUCACUUUUACACCUGCUGAUUUUAAAGAGGUGGUAACACCUCACAACGACCCUUUGGUCAUCUCUGUAAUGAUCAACAACUAUCAAGUCCAGCGUGUACUUGUUGACACUGGCAGUGCACCUAACAUCAUGUACUACCACUGUUUUGAAAGCCUAGGGCUCGACCUAGCUCUGCUACAGCAUUAUGAUGGUCCUAUAUAUGGCUUCAACAACCAACCAGUUCUAGUCGAAGGGGUCCUAACCAUGAACGUUGCAUUUGGAAGUGGUCGAACCUAUGUGACCCCUUCAGUUCGGUUUCUGGUGGUCAAGAUGCCUUCCUCUUUCACCAUUGUCAUUGGCCGGCCCACAUUAACAGAGAUCCGAGCUGUGAUCUCUCAAUCUCAUCUCUGCAUGAAAUUUCCAACCCCUAUGGGAAUUGCAACACUCAAAGGUAACCAGGAAGUGGCCAGACACUGCUAUCUCACUUCGGUUACAAGACCACAAAAAAACAAGGACCAACCAGCAGAGAACCCUCCACCGAAAAUCCACAACAAUCGACAAGUGAUGGGGGUCGAAAUCCUUGAUAACCGACCUAAGGAUGAAACCCGAGCUGCUUCGGGUGAAGAUGUUGAGGAGGUACAGAUUGAUGAAACAAACCAGAAUAAGAAAACACAGAUAGGAACGCGGCUAAACCCCGAGGAGAGAGCAGAGCUGAUAACCUUUCUCCCAGCCAAAAAAGAUGUUUUUGCAUGGACCUCAGCAGACAUGCCGAGAAUUCCCACCUCGGCAUGUCCAAAAGACUGUUACCCAAUGCCAAACAUUGACAAGCUGGUUGAGGCAGCUUCUGGAAAUGAGAGAUUAAGUCUCUUGGAUGCAUGCUCUAGCUAUCACCAAGUCCUGGUGGCUCUUGAGGAUGAAGAGAAAACCUCAUUCUAUGCCGGAGACGAAAUCUACUGCUACGUGAUGAUGCCCUUCGGCUUAAAGAACGCAGCUGAAGAUCAUUUAACUGACCUCGAGGAGACAUUCAACAAUCUUAGAAAGAACAGAAUGAGGUUGAAUCCAGCAAAAUUUAUCUUCGGUGUGGAGUCUGGAAAAUUUCUAGGCUUCAUGGGGAUUGAGGUUAACCCCGAGAAGAUCAAAGCAGUGGCUGAAAUGGAACCACCAAACUCACCCCCUUUGUUGAUAAAGGCCAAUGAUGGAGAAAUCCUUUACCUGUACCUCGGCAUAUCAGAUGAAGCCAUCAAUUCUGUGCUAGUGAGAGAAGAGGGGAAGCAACAGAAGCUAGUUUAUUACACCAGCAGUGUGUUACAUAGAGCUGAGAUCAGAUAUUCUAUUGUUGAGAAAGCAACCUUAGUAGUUGUCACCUCGGCUAGGAAACUGAGACCAUAUUUCCAAUCACACUCGAUCAUAGUCCUCAUAGAUCAACCCCUCAGACAAAUUUUACAGAAGCCAAAAUGCUCAGGAAGAUUGAUUAAAUGGGUAGUUGAGCUUGGAGAAUUCGAGAUAACAUUUCAACAGAGGUUAGCAAUUCGAGCUCAGGCUCUUGCAGAUUUCAUCGUAGAAUGCACCUCGGCUCACUCUGAUUCCCAGCCCGGGCUAGACAGCUGGAUUCUGUAUGUUGAUAGAGCAUCAAGUAACAAAGGUUCUGGCGCUGGUGCAAUCCUACUUGGCCCAGAUGGGUACAGAAGUGAACAUGCUCUGAAAUUUAACUUCAAUGCAACAAACAAUAUGGCUGAGUAUGAGGCUCUGCUACUUGGCUUACAGUUGGCAAUUGAACUGAAGGUUGUAGCGAUACAAAUAUACAGUGAUUCACAACUAGUAGUCAAUCAGGUCAACUCAGUCUGUGAAGUAGUUGAUCCUGUUAUGAUGAAGUAUGCAACUCUGGUGGCCGAGUUGAAAUCCAAAUUCCAUAAAUUCCAUUUGAGCAAAAUACCCCGAGCUGAAAAUGAGCAAGCAGAUUCCCUCUCCAAAUUUGCUUCUGAUGGCAACCAAAGCUCUAGAUCGAUUUUUGUUGAAAUUCUGGACGAGCCUAGUUUCCUAAAGCCAAAAAUAAUGGAAAUUAGCACAGAUCCCAAUACACCGAGCUGGACAGAUCCAAUUAUCUCAUUUUUACGAGAUGGCACAGUGCCUGCAGAUGAACAUGAAGAAAUGAGGUUGAGGAAGAAAGCAUCUCGGUACACCUUUAUUAAUGAAGUCCUCUAUAAGAGAUCUUUCUCACUCCCUCUACUCCGCUGCUUGAACCCUUAUGAGGUUGAAUACGCACAUCGGGAGGUGCAUGAAGGUGUCUGCGGAAGUCACAUUGGUGCUCGAACUUUGGCUCAUAAAGUCCUUAGACAAGGAUAUUACUGGCCCAAUAUGUAUAAAGAUGCCACUCAGUUCGUACAGAGGUGUCAGAAAUGUCAGUUCUUCGCAGAUCUAAUUCAUCAGCCAGCAGAAAAGCUUACUACUCUGAUAGCACCUUGGCCAUUUGCUCAGUGGGGACUUGACCUUUUAGGUCCAUUUAUGAAGGGGGUCGGAGGUGUAACCCAUCUGAUUGUUGGUGUGGAUUAUUUUACGAAAUGGGUUGAAGUUCAGCCAUUAUCCAGUCUUACCUCCAAGAAGGUCGAAGACUUUGUUUUCAGUUCAAUCAUCUGCAAAUAUGGGAUCUCGAAUCAGAUUGUGGCUGAUAAUAAAACUCAGUUCAACUGCUCCUCAUUCAGAGAUUUCUGCUCUAGUUAUGGGAUCAAAUUGCAAUUCACCUCGAUGUACCACCCGGAAUCUAAUGGGAUGGUAGAAUCUGUCAACAAGGUAUACAGAACCACGAGCCGAACUACCACAGGUGAAACACCGUAUCAUUUGGCCUUUGGUACAGAAGCAUUCAUUCCUAUCGAGAUAGAAGUCCCAAGCUUCAGGGUCACCCAUUUUGAUGAAGAACGAAAUGGACAACUGCUUCGUGAGAACCUUGAUCUGCUUGACGAAGUCAGAGAAGAAGCUCAACUUCGAACUCUAGUUUACAAGCAGAAAAUAGCAAACUUCUACAACAAACGAGUUCGACCCCGAACAUUCAAAAUAGGAGACCUUGCUCUCAAGAAAGUUGGUCUAACGGGGUUUGAAACUCGAUUCGGAAAGUUAGCACCAAACUGGGAAGGCCCUUACACUGUAGCCGAAGUGUCGCACCCAGGUGCUUAUAUCCUAUGGGACACUAAAGGCAAAAGGGUUCCUAGAGUCUAGAAUGUCAAUAACUUGAAGAAGUUUUACCCUUAAUACACUUCUUUCCAGUGAACUUCGUCUUAUUUUUAUAAUCGUCAUUAUUCUCUCUCUUUCUGCUCAAUGUAUAUACGAGCUCAAUUCAUUUAUCUCAUUAAUGAAUUUCACUUCACAUU
Rubroshorea leprosula is the source of this 5074-nucleotide messenger RNA. Lineage: Eukaryota; Viridiplantae; Streptophyta; Magnoliopsida; Malvales; Dipterocarpaceae. The record is from the annotation of a GenBank genome assembly.